This is a messenger RNA of Heterobilharzia americana, 834 nucleotides long. NCBI's taxonomy places the organism in Eukaryota, Metazoa, Platyhelminthes, Trematoda, Strigeidida, Schistosomatidae. The record is from the annotation of a GenBank genome assembly.
CGACAAAAAAGACAACUAAUCACAUUCCAUGUCAUCAGAACAAGCAUAACAGGAAAACUUUAUUUGUAUUAAAAAGGUAUAGUGACGACACUUUUCUUAUAUGCGACGAAACAUGUUCAGUGGAUGAGCUGCUAAGACAUAUAAAUGAUUGCUACCCGUCCAUUAAAUUCACUGUAGAGGUAGAGUUAAAUUCAACGUUCCACUUUCUAGACGUAAUCUUAAAGAGAAGGGAUAAUGACUAGAUUCAGUUUAUCAAAAAGCAACCUGGACUGGACAGUUCACUUUAAUGGUUGGGUACCUCUUAGUUGUAAAAGAAAUUUCAUUCACUCACUGUGUUCCAGAAUCUAUAAAAUCUGUUCAGAAGAUACGGUGGAUGUUGAAAUUGAAACUCUUAGAACAAUACUAUCGAAUAAAGGAUACCCUAAGGGAAUUAUUGAUAAGAAUCUGAAGAAACGAACCACUCCCCAUCCUAUUAGAGUCCCUAAGAAAAUUUUAACCGUGAAACUAGAAUUCAAAGGAGACACCACGGCUGGAGCGCUGAAAAACCGUCUAUCAAGGUCUAUCAAUAGUGACUUUUAUGCUGCUAGACUGAGACUGAUUUUCUCCAGUCGCCGUCUGAGUGAAGGAUAACCUACCACUUAUGUCCACGUCUAUGUGUAUCUACAAAUUCACAUGUCCCUGUGGAGCUGACUAUAUUGAACGUUGUGAGUGGGUCCUUCGAAAACAUGUUGCUGAACAUUAUACGAUUUGGCUUACCAAAGGUGUGCGAAGAAAAACAACUUCAUCCACAUGUAAGCACCUAGUAGAAUUCGGUUAUUCAGCACCUCGAGAUUC